AUGGCUCAGUUCUAUUACAAAAGAAAUGUUAAUGCCCCCUACAGAGAUCGCAUCCCUCUGAGGAUCGUACGAGCAGAAUCAGAACUCUCACCGUCAGAAAAAGCCUACUUGAAUGCUGUGGAAAAGGGAGAUUAUGCAAGUGUCAAGAAAUCCCUAGAGGAAGCUGAAAUUUAUUUUAAAAUCAACAUUAAUUGCAUUGAUCCUCUUGGAAGAACUGCUCUCCUCAUUGCAAUUGAAAAUGAGAACUUGGAGCUCAUUGAACUACUCUUAAGCUUUAAUGUCUAUGUCGGAGAUGCUCUCUUACAUGCUAUCAGAAAAGAAGUUGUGGGAGCUGUGGAGCUGUUAUUGAACCACAAAAAGCCAAGCGGAGAAAAACAG
Galeopterus variegatus (Sunda flying lemur) is the source of this 378-nucleotide messenger RNA. Its product is annotated as short transient receptor potential channel 4-like. The annotation marks the transcript as partial. Gene Ontology annotation, cellular component: cation channel complex; membrane. The record is from RefSeq and is a predicted model, not a curated record. The transcript has a single exon. Gene Ontology annotation, biological process: regulation of cytosolic calcium ion concentration; calcium ion transmembrane transport; manganese ion transport. Gene Ontology annotation, molecular function: inositol 1,4,5 trisphosphate binding; store-operated calcium channel activity; protein binding. Lineage: Eukaryota; Metazoa; Chordata; Mammalia; Dermoptera; Cynocephalidae.